AUGUACCUGAAGGCUGGUUUUCCAGGAAUUGCAAAACUAAUCAUUGAGGCGUCUCCUGAUGAGGCCCUUUACACUGAAAACGGUGUUGGAGAGACUCCUCUUGAAAUCGCUUCAUUGGAAUACCUCGCCUGGAAGAUGACAUAUCAUGGGAAUCAAUAUUCAGUCGCUAGUCCCGAACUAGGCAACAAUGUAGACAUGGUCCCGCAUCACGUACCUGCCACACUUGCCAAGGACCUGCUUAAAUUAUGCUUGAUGAUGGCAGACCUUGUGCUAACAGGGAAGCUAACACUGGGCAUGUUAUUGGCUGAUGAACUCGACAAAUUUGCCUCUCUCUUGGAGACAAAGCUGAUGGAAGUUUCCAAGACUGCAAAAAAGACAGAAGACGACAUUAACCAAGUCGAAGGCAUUGAUAGAUAUGCGACCUUUGAAAAGGUCAUAGUGGCUGUGAUAAAGUGGCCUGGAAAGUGCAAGUUCGUGCAUCUCCUUGACGUUCAGAGGUCUGUGCAAAGUAGCCUUGCUAAAUCCAGGAAACUGGAUGAGGUUUCACAAUCGCUUCGUGGUGUAGACGAAUUGGAACCUGAGGUAGAUACGGCAUGA
Messenger RNA from Desarmillaria tabescens, 597 nucleotides. RefSeq lists its product as uncharacterized. Bases 1 to 597 code for a protein of 198 amino acids. Lineage: Eukaryota; Fungi; Basidiomycota; Agaricomycetes; Agaricales; Physalacriaceae. The transcript is spliced from 2 exons. The record is from RefSeq and is a predicted model, not a curated record.